This is a messenger RNA of Etheostoma cragini (Arkansas darter), 556 nucleotides long. RefSeq names its product androgen-induced gene 1 protein-like. The record is from RefSeq and is a predicted model, not a curated record. Gene Ontology annotation, cellular component: endomembrane system; membrane. NCBI's taxonomy places the organism in Eukaryota, Metazoa, Chordata, Actinopteri, Perciformes, Percidae. The transcript is spliced from 4 exons. The coding region runs from base 143 to 556 and encodes 137 amino acids.
GUGGGGGGCACGGUAGGCGCAGGCGCAGGGAGGGAGGUGAAGACGGGCCACCAUAGGAUCAAAGGUAGACAGGAUAGACAGGUAGAAAAAGGAGCACAGAGGCAGCAGUCGGCCAGGUGAAGAAGGACAGAGCGCGAGCAUCAUGGCGCUGAUCCCGUCGCAGGUUCUCCGGGUCGCCAUCCUCAUGUCCUACUUCUCCAUCCUGUGCCACUACAAAGCGUUAGACAUGCCGGCGCACCAGACCUACGGGGGCAGCUGGAAGUUUCUGACAUUCAUUGACUUGGUGAUCCAGGCGGUGUUUUUCGGACUGUGCGUCCUGAUCGAUGUGUCCAGUCUGCUGACCAGGGGAGGCGACAGCAGGGAGCAGGAGCGCCAGCUGAAGAAGCUGAUUGGCCUGAGGGACUGGAUGAUGGCCGUGCUGGCCUUCCCUGUCGGAGCGUUUGUGGUGUUCACGUUCUGGAGUCUCUACCUGUACGACAGAGAGCUGGUCUACCCCAAACUACUGGACAACUUCAUCCCUCAGUGGCUCAACCACGGCAUGAGAGGUGGCCAGUAG